CGUCGCACCGCACCGCCUGCGCCACUCGGUCGCCGCGAGCUGUCAGACGUGCACGUAUUGCCGUCUCAUGCGCGUUCCUCGCACGAUACUUUAGUGACUUAUUAGUUUUAACACGAAUCCAACACGCUCCCGCGGUUAUUGUGUACGAGUGAAUCUCCAAGAAUUUUAAUUGUUACCGUUUUUGCCAACAUUUUCACCUACAAACGAACAAGUGCAUCGAGUGUAGAGAAGGCUGCAUUCCAAACCGGUGUCGUUCUUUAACGGGCGAGCUGUGCACUGUGUACUACUUGUUGUGUAUGUGUACUUUAUAUUAGCCGCUCGCGUGCAGGGGAGCGCCCGGUGUGAAACCUCCCGCGGGACACGUGGGAACCGGGAACGCGAGUGUUGUCAGAAUGUAAUGUAGUGAUCGUCGACGACACAAAAUGGCUCGAGAAAACGAGCGGCAUUGCCUCGACGCGGCCGCAAAAAGCCAAACGGAAAGAUUGCAAGACGCGGAAAAAACACCGACCGAUUGCAAACCUAACGGUCUGCGAGUGCGCUUCCUGGACGAGGAGGGUAAGACUGAGCGCACAGUCAGUGCAGACGAGGUGGACUGCGCAGUCACGCGCGUCAAGAAGAUUCACAUCCUGAAGAACCGCAGCUCGAGCGAGACCAGCAUCCUUCUCCGCAAUCCUUCGCUCCUGAAGCGGCGGUCUAGCGACCGACGUCACAGCGACGGACUGGCCGAUUGUGCCAACAACAAUUCUGCUUCUAGCGAGAAUUUGAACCGCGAACAUCGCCCCGAAGACGACACUACCAAAGAUGCGCACGGACACGGCUUUAAGAAAAACUGUAACGUGUACAGCGUACACCAGGCGAAGACUUUGACGCCAGAGCGGAAAAAGACUUUGCCGCUAGCAAUGCCGCGACUUAUUGGCCACCGGCUGCAGGAGGGUAAAUCGAUCCUGCCGGCAGAGGUGUGUCUUGCGGAGGGACUGUCCGGGAAGGACUUCACGGCGCGCGCCAUCGGCCGCCUGUCCCGUGGUAUCGGCAAGCUGCUGCGCCGCUCCAACAGCGUGCGCAUCAGCGAUCCCGACCCCGUGUACAAAGUGGCUUAUCUAGGCAACGUCCCCACCGGCUGGGCCAGAGGCGAGAGCUGUAUCGAAAAGCCACUGGCGACACUAUGGCGCAACUACCAGCAGUCCACCAAACCCGACGUGGUGAUGAAGUUAUCCGUCACCAACUCCGGCCUCAAGGGCUUCACCAAAGAGCACGGGCUUACCGAGUACUGGUCCCACCGCAUCACCUACUGCGCAAGCCCGCCACACUACCCCAAACUAUUCUGCUGGGUCUACCGGCACGAGGGAAAGAAACUCAAGCACGAACUCCGCUGCCACGCCGUCCUAUGCACCAAAGAGUCGAUAUCAAAGAAAAUUACAGAGGAACUACAAGUUAAACUGAAGCAAGCACUAGUCGAGUUCAAAAAGGAUAGGAUUUCGAAGCAAAAUGCGAGGUUAAGCCUUGCAAAUAGCGUAUACGAUAAUCCAAGCAUGCCUCGCAGAAAGAUCCUGUUGAGCGUCGGCGCUAUGAACUACAGGCCGCCACUCGAGAGAUCCAAAUCUGCUCCUAAACUGGGUGCGAUCGAAGAAUUAUGCUCCGAGGAAGAUGAAGAGGAAGCAGAAAUGAUUGCACGUGAGAACAUUACCAAUGAUUGGACACGGACUUCGUUCUCUAAAAACAUGGAAUUGGAUAGUACAUACUCCACACAGACGCUUGACAGGCGGCGGCCGGAGAUGAAGAGCCCGAGGAAGAUGUCCUGCCCCGAAGGCGUCAUGAACCGCACCCUCUCUGACUCUGCCACCGAAACCGUCACUAUCUCCGACGAACUCCUCGACCUAAUAGCUAAAGAGAGCACGAAGAGUGCGGCCGAAACCCAAAACGACGAGACGCUGGAGGCAAUAGCCGAAACAAACGAACUGAUCGACGCGGCGGCUAACAAAUUGUCGAGCAACUUCCUCGUCACGGACAGCGACGACGGAUCAGUAUCCUCGGGCUGCGAGACCGCCAGUACAGCCGCCUCGGACACGGAGCCUUCGUCGCUCCCGUCUCUCCCUCAGGAGGACAAGCACGCCGACGCGGAGCCGAGUUUCGAUCAUGACGCUAGCAGAAGUUACACCAGCGCCAUCGAAACGAACGAGGUGAACCACGUGCCCAUUGGAGAAAAGGGCGGCUUCAGACGAAGAUCAACGUACCCGCCUCUCAGCUCCAGUAUUAUAGAGUAUGAGGGUAAAUUUGAAUCUCUUAUCGACAACCUGACUGAUGUGGACAGCCUUAACUCCAGCACGGAGACGGACGUGUUCAAGAGUGUUGGAGAUAACGAUAGCGCUUGUAGUGACGAAUCUGGCUACUCCGAACUCUUGGAUGGCAAAGAGAGCAUCAUUGGCAACACCAUCAUGGUUUAAUAACAUAAUAUGGUGGACUUUAGCGACCGGAAAUCGACUGUAUAAUUAAAAAUGUGGUAUUUUAGAUAGUUGUGGUAAAUGCUUAGAAAUAUUUACAAGUAGUCUACUACUGGCUGUCGACCUAGACGCGCCGAAACAAUGCACAUUAUGUUAGGCAAAUUUUAGAAAAUACGAUAUUUGUAAAGUGAAAUUUGAAUUUGUACAUAACAGGGUAAGCGUUGUACUUUAUCCAGUAAAAGUAAAUUUUAAAUGUUUGUAUAUAUUGUAAUUUAAGUUUGAAUUUUAAAUGAAAUAUUAGAGAUUUAUCUAGAAUUAUAUUUAGUUAUAUAUAUUGUGAAUGACCUGAUAUUGCACAGAUGAUGUUUAACCAACAGUUUGAGUCGAAAGUUGAGCCCGCAGCUCAGAUACUGUGACGCCGCGGAUACAUAAAUGUAUGACUGGAAAUAUUUGGACUUAGUCAAUGCCCUUUUCCCAGCUUUUGAACUAGUAAAGUGUGUAGGAAAAGUUGUGAGCUCGCGAAUGUUCGUAGUUCGUAACGCUUUAAACAAGUUAUCUACGUAGUGCUAACUUAUUUAAAGUUAAAUGUGAAGCAAAAUGAAGUUAUGUAAUUGAUUUAUUGGGAAACUCGAAUCACGGACGCUAGAACAAUUUCCGGGUUUUAUUGAGGUUGCUUAUUAAAUCAUCGACACACGAUCUGGUUUGCGUUGAUGAUUAAGUUGAGCGAAUGUAUUCUCCGUUUUCAUAAACGUAUUGUAAACUGCAAUAUGAUUAAGUAUACAUAUGUUUCGACUUGAUGAAAUCUGUGGCAAAUUUUUAUUUGUAAUUACUAAUUUAUACAUGAAUUUAACUUAUUUACUAUGUGUCGAGUCCCGCGUGGUGUGACCAUUCUGUAUAUUUUGUAUGUCUGUGUUGUGUAGUUUUCUUGUCUGUUGAUUAAACUAUCAUACUGUUUUUUCUCACCAUCAAAUGGUAUGUAGGUACUUACGCAUUCCACUUGGAAAUACACCGGUCGUUCAAUAUUGUAGUGAUUGAAAACAAAAAUAAACUAAAAAAUAUUUA
Molecule: messenger RNA, 3500 nt
Organism: Manduca sexta (tobacco hornworm)
Lineage: Eukaryota; Metazoa; Arthropoda; Insecta; Lepidoptera; Sphingidae
Exons: 2
Coding region: 423-2441 (672 amino acids)
Source: RefSeq, a predicted model, not a curated record